AUGGUCGUUGGAGGUUUGAUGCGUUGGAACGAGAACUAUUUGCGCAGUAUUUGUAAUCAAGCGUUGAAGUUCAUUCAUAAUCACAUGGAAGAAAAAUAUUCCGAGAUUGCAGAUAAAGCUAUCACUAGAAUUCAAGAAUUUGCUGGUCCAUUUGGGCUUGCCUUAUUUGUUGGAGGUCUGAUCAUCGUUUGCGUUGCAGGAGUCGCAUUUGUUGGCCUGUGUUGCAACAUUGAUUUUUUCAUGAUUGCUGUUUUGAAAUAUGCACACAACGAACUGAAAAACGCAGUCAACAAUUACGUCUCAAUAGACAAAGGAGAUAUCAAUACAGCUCUUCUAACAAUCAUAAUGCCGUCGGUUGGUUGUUGUGGAUAUGACGGACCGGCAGACUUCAAUGCACUGGAUGCGCAUUUUAGCCAUAUCGAGACAGUUGGCAAUGUCACAUACACAGGUAUCCAAUACCCAGUCCCGUGCUGUGACUUGGCCAAAGAAUUAAAAGAUCAACAGGGCUUCUGCCCGAAAACAUUCACUCCCGAGAACAGUUUCAUUCAAUACGGUUGUAAAUCUCGGAUGGAAAUGGAGUUAUUUGACAAAGUGGCUCUGGGAUCACUGAUUGUUCUUCUCGUCAUUGCUUCCGUGCUUGCACUGACCAUCAUCUAUAUCAAGUGCUCGUAA
Echinostoma caproni is the source of this 672-nucleotide messenger RNA. NCBI's taxonomy places the organism in Eukaryota, Metazoa, Platyhelminthes, Trematoda, Plagiorchiida, Echinostomatidae. The record is from the annotation of a GenBank genome assembly.